AGUGGCGUCACCGUGACGCAACAGGGUUCAUUUCUUCCCUUCAUAGUUCAUAAACCCCUAUUUGAUUUCCCUCCCAAAAUUAAAUCCCAAAUUUAAGCAUGCCUCCGAAGAAAGAACUCUGUAGGUAUUUUCAGCGUGGCAGCUGUCAGUAUGGCACCCGUUGUAAGUUUCUUCACACCACGCCACAGCAAAGUCAGAGCAAUCCUUUUGGAUUUGGCGCUCAAACUAGUCGUUCUCCAAAUCCACAGCCAAACCCUUUUAGUUUUGGCGCUCAAACUAGUCGUACUCCAAAUCCGCAGCCAAACCCUUUUGGUUUUGGUGUUCAGAGCAGUGCACACUCAAGAAGGGGUGAUGGCUUUGUAUCCAAACCAAAUCAAGUCAAGGUUCUUUCUGUGGUUUUUCAAGCAGUUGAUUGUGUUUGUAGUUUACAGGGUUGAUAUAUCAUCGUAUUCGUGCUGCCAGUUAUUAUGUUUUAGAUUUGAAUAUAUUUUUGUGACAGAUACAUUGAAAAAUUACUUGAUCUCAAAGUGGUUAAUUUUGUUGAUAUCUUUUUGUCAUCCAUUUGAUAAUAAGUGGAGUCGUUUUUCCAACGUAAACAAUAGCAGUGCUCCUGCUUCAAGGCAAGCUAAUAAUCAGCCUUCAGCUGCUAAUCAUACGUGCACCGCCACUGAUAUCGAGUCCUGCAAACGGGUGAUACUGGAAGAUCUCGAAAAUGAGAAACCCCUAUGGAAACUUACCUGUUAUGGUCACAGUCGAAAUGGUCCCUGUGACAUUGUCGGUGACAUCAGCUAUGAUGAGUUGCGUGCAUUAGCAUAUGAUGAUGCCAAACAUGGAAAAGACAUAGCGUCCAUUGUUGAGAGAGAGAGGAAUUUGCUCAACUCCAAGUUACUUGAGUUUCAGAACCUUGCACAAAAUCCUUACCCAGUUUCUUCAGCUCCUACCCCGAGUUCUCAAAAUAUGUUUGGUGGAGGCAGUACAAUUGCUCCAGUCGUGAACAAUGGUUUUUCUUCUCAGGUGUCAAGCUUUAGUCAAUUGAGUGGAUCAUCAAACACAAGGUCUGCAGCUGCACCUAAUUUUAGCUUUGGUCAACCAAACGCAUUCCAGAACAAUACUCAGCCAUCUAGCUUUCAAACAAACAAUUCACCUUUCAACACUCCAGGCUCUUUUGGUAUCCAACCUCAACAUUCUCCCCAAAGCUUCUCUCCUUCUGGUACUACAAGCUCCAACAAUGGUGCAAUAAGUGCUCAGCAGAAUCCAUUUUCAACUCCGGCCAGCUUACCACAGACAGGAAACGGGGCGGGUAAACAGUUAAAUUUUUUCACCAAUGAACCAAUUUCAGCUUCCAGUAGCAUUGGAUUGACCAACACCAGCACCCAAUUGAUUAGCUUUUAUGUGCUUCUUAUGCUUAUAAAUCUUUUGAGCAACAACACUCCAAAGGAAAACGCUAAUGUGGAUGCUGGCAUUUGGACGAAAGUUGAAUGGAAUGUCGGCGAGAUCCCAGAAGAAGAGCCUCCGGCGAUCUACAUUAACUAGAAUUGAGUGAGUCGGCAGAUGUAAAUAUAGAAGGAAGAAGUGAAGAGAGGCAGAGGGCAGAGCUUUCAAUAUGAUCACAAUUUUAUGUUGGGAACUUUAUAUUUGGUAUGUUGCUUGAGAGAUUAAGCAUCUCUGAUAGAGUAAAGGUUGUCACUCUUUGAAUUCCUGAGUCAACCCGAUAGAAUAAUUUGCCAAGAGCCCCAAAGCAGGAAAAGGAAAUUACAAAAUGAUAACUGGAAA
Salvia splendens (bonfire salvia) is the source of this 1773-nucleotide messenger RNA. RefSeq names its product zinc finger CCCH domain-containing protein 46. The transcript is spliced from 9 exons. The coding region runs from base 151 to 1533 and encodes 460 amino acids. Gene Ontology annotation, molecular function: metal ion binding. The record is from RefSeq and is a predicted model, not a curated record. NCBI's taxonomy places the organism in Eukaryota, Viridiplantae, Streptophyta, Magnoliopsida, Lamiales, Lamiaceae.